Oncorhynchus tshawytscha (Chinook salmon) is the source of this 1337-nucleotide messenger RNA. RefSeq lists its product as uncharacterized. Bases 181 to 1170 code for a protein of 329 amino acids. The transcript has 7 exons. The record is from RefSeq and is a predicted model, not a curated record. NCBI's taxonomy places the organism in Eukaryota, Metazoa, Chordata, Actinopteri, Salmoniformes, Salmonidae.
GUACUUCCUGAUUGCACAUUACGUCACAUUGAUAAACAGUUUUAUUUCGACAAAGUUGAUAUGUAUGAGAUUGAUAUAUAUGAGUUGAAUUAACUAGAGGUUCUCCUGGUUCUUUUCGCUGAAUAGCAAUAUUGAAGAGAGGUUACUUCUACAGUCAGUAGCACUUAAAGAACUGAUAACAUGCAGAACUACGGUAAAGCAAUAAAGGCUUUUUUUGGACAAUAUCCGACGGGGAUCGCUCUUAUCACAGUCACAGGAGUGGGGCUCUUUGCUCUGCGGAAAUGGCUGGCUGGAGGGGUGUGUACGAGCAAAGCCCGGCUGGACGGGAAGACUGUCCUUAUCACCGGAGCCAACACUGGGAUUGGGAAAGAGACUGCAGUUGACAUGGCUAGCAGGGGGGCGAGGGUUAUUCUGGCCUGCAGGGACAUGACAAGAGCCAAUCAAGCUGCAGAGGGCAUCAGGAGGAGGAGUGGCAAUGGGAAUGUGAUUGUCAAAAAGUUGGACUUGGCAUCCCUACAGUCUGUGCGACAACUAGCCAAAGAGAUCCUGGAAAGUGAAGAGAGACUGGACAUCCUUAUUAAUAAUGCAGGUAUCAUGAGCUGUCCAAAAUGGCAGACUGAAGAUGGCUUUGAGAUGCAGUUUGGUACCAACCACUUAGGCCACUUUUUAUUGACAAAUUGCCUUUUGAAUCUCCUUAAGAAAUCAGUCCCAAGCCGUAUUGUCAACGUCUCCAGUUUAGCUCAUGAAAAAGGCAAGAUCUAUUUUGACGACAUAAACUUAGAUAAAGAUUACAGUCCAUGGAAAAGCUACCGGCAAAGUAAGCUAGCUAAUGUGCUCUUUACUAGGGAGCUGGCAACACAACUACAAGGAACUGGAGUAACUACAUACAGCCUCCAUCCUGGAGUCAUCCGGACUGAGCUUGGUCGGCACUUCUGGCCCACCAUUCCCCUGUGGAAAAGAGCCAUCUACAAGACUCUUAGUUUUUGGCUCAAGUCCCCUAGAGAGGGAGCCCAGACCACCAUCCACUGUGCCGUAGAAGAAAGCCUGGCAGAUGUCAGUGGACUCUACUACAGUGACUGCGCCCCAAAAACUGUGGCCCCUCAGGGCCAGGAUGAUGCAGCUGCCAAGAAACUGUGGGACCUGAGUGCCUCCAUGGUUGGUCUGGCAUGAUGGACCUGGUUACCACUAGGACUGGCCUAGCCUUUAGAAUGUUGACAUACAGUUGAAGUCAGAGGUUUACAUACACUUAGGUUAGAGUCAUUAAAACCUGUUUCUCAACCACUCCACAAAUUUCUUGUUAACAAACUAUAGUUUUGGCAAGUCGGUUAGGACAUCUA